UCUGUGGUAGUGUACAUAUAGAUGUAGUUCAUCUGUUGUCCAGCGGGGGCAGUGUUGCUACAGUCAUCUAUCCUGUAGCUCAGUUCAAGAUGACAAACAGACAGCUGCCUUCCCCUAGAGAACACUGAAUAUAUUUCCUCCGCUGUUGAACAAUACAAUGACGGUCGGAGCUUCUGUUAACUUCUCCAUCCUACUGCUCCUGUUGCCAGGAGCAUUGAACAGCAGCAGAAUCUCCCAGACGCCUGCAGCAGUAAUAGUGAGGCCAAAAGAAAGCAGUAGUCUCAGCUGUAGCCAUAACACCUCAACCGUUUUCUACAUGUACUGGUACAGACGACCAGCACAGAGCAGAGCCCUCACACUAGUGGGCUACCUGUACUCAAACACAGCCAACCUAGAGACAGACUUUACCAACGAUCGCUUCGGUCUCCAAGGAAACGCAGGUAGUCGUGGAGACCUGCAGAUAUCCGAUCCUACCACAGAGGACUCUGGGGAGUAUUUCUGUGCGACCAGCUUAGCACGCUGCUCUAGAUCCUCUUCCUUCCUCUACAAAAACCCUUCUCUCUGGUACACCACACAGUUCAUAGUCUUUGACUGGCAUACACAGUGAGAACUCACUUCACUACAGGGUGUAAAUGUUUUUGGAUUACCUUGGUUAUUAGAUGUCUUCCUGUUCUAGGUUUAGGGUAUUCACAUCAUGUUAAGGAACAAAGUAGGCAGUGUAUCUUGUUGUCGUUACAGAAGUUGGGAUGAUGUCAUUUCCUGCCCAUUCCCGCUCCUCAGACAUGUCGGUGUGUUUGUAAAUGGUCACCUCAGUCAUCUCUCCACCCACUCUACAUUCACAAUUUCAUUUCAGUCAUUUAGCAGACGCUCUUAUCCAGAGCGAGUUACCGAGACAACAUGAUCACAGUUAUCAUCUGCCUCACCGUCUCCAUCGUCUUCCACACAGGUACCGUGAGGAUUUAUCUAAUCAAUGUCUUGAUGUCUUGAAAUGGAGACAGUGAGGGAGACAGUGAGGGAGAUGAUCUCAGUAAAUUACAUCCUAAAUUAUUGAAAUGUAAAUGUGACUUGAAAUGGAAAACCUUAGCACAUUUUUGGGACAAUAGUGAUUACAUUUUUUAAAUUCUUGACUGAAAUGUCUCGUUUUCUCUACUCUUCUAUUCAUUUAUCUUCCUCCUCUCUUCUCUCCCUCCUUUCUUCCUCCUCUCUUCUCUCCCUCCUCUCUUUUCUCCCUCCUCUCUUUUCUCUCUCCUCUCUUCUCUCCCUCCUCUCUUCACUUCCUCCUCUACUCUCUCUCUCUCUCCUCUCUUCUCUCCCUCCUCUCUUCUCUAUCUCCUCUCUUCUCUCCCUCCUCUCUUCUCUCCCUCCUCUCUUCUCUCUCUCCUCUCUUCUCUCCCUCCUCUCUUCUCUUCCUCUCUUCUCUCCCUCCUCUCUUCUCUCUCUCCUCUCUUCUCUAUCUCCUCUCUUCUCUCCCUCCUCUCUUCUCUCCCUCCUCUCUUCUCUUCCUCUCUUCUCUCCCUCCUCUCUUCUCUCUCUCCUCUCCUCUCUUCUCUCCCUCCUCUAUGUUCCAGGUGUGAUACAGACAGUGGAGAUCAGCCAGUGGCCCAGUUCCAUCUGUAGCCACCCCAACACCUCCAUGGACAUGCACUGUUCUCAGGACGCAGGCUAUGACUACAUGUACUGGUACAGGCACCUCCGGGGAGAGGGCCCGAAACUAAUGGCCUCGCUCGUAGGUGAAUC
Messenger RNA from Salvelinus fontinalis (brook trout), 1737 nucleotides. RefSeq names its product novel immune-type receptor 11a (gene nitr11a). Gene Ontology annotation, biological process: cell surface receptor signaling pathway. The record is from RefSeq and is a predicted model, not a curated record. Bases 158 to 607 code for a protein of 149 amino acids. Lineage: Eukaryota; Metazoa; Chordata; Actinopteri; Salmoniformes; Salmonidae. The transcript has 2 exons. Gene Ontology annotation, cellular component: plasma membrane.